AUGCCAAGUCAAUACGAAGAGGAGCGUGCUUGGGAAGCACCAAAUCACAAUCAAUAUGAAGAAGAAGGCAAUGAAGAUAUCAUUGAGAACCCAGAAGAAGUUUUACAUGAAUGUCUUGAAAAGUUCAAGACACCAGAUUAUAUUAUGGAACCUGGAAUAUUUGGACAGCUUAAACGGUACUUCCAAGCUGGUGGAAAUCCAGAACAAGUUAUUGAACAGCUAUCAAUAAACUACAAUGCUGUGGCACAAAUGGCAAAUUUACUUGCUGAAUGGCUAAUACUUGGAGGGGUCAAAGUGACAGAGGUACAAGCAAUGGUUGAAAACCAUUUGAAAGAUAUGAUUUUGAAAACAUUUGAUCCAAAAAAGGCUGACACUAUAUUUACUGAAGAGGGAGAAACUCCAGGUUGGCUGACAGAAAUGAUUGAACAUCCAACAUGGAGGUCACUGAUUUACCGAUUGGCUGAAGAGUAUCCAGAUUGUCUUAUGCUUAACUUUACCAUCAAGUUGAUAUCAGAUGCUGGAUUUCAAGGAGAAAUUACAAGCAUAUCUACAGCUGCUCAACAAAUUGAAGUAUUUUCUAGAGUUCUAAAAUCAGCAAUAGUUGGAUUUUUGCAAAGUUCUGAUGAUUGGCAAAACAGUGUGAAUGAAUGUGCAAAAAUGGUUUGCCAUGGUGCUCACACAUAUGUAUACAGUCAAGUGAUUGUGCAUAUACUUUCACAAGAGCCUAGAGGAGGCGCUAUCAUGAAAAGACUAGGCCAAGAGAUAACUCGUUGUGCUCAACAAAGUGGACAUGAUGUAACUCCAAUCACAUUGGCCCUCACAUCUGGGGAAUCUUGGCGCAACGCUCGAACAGCCCUUGCCGCCAUGUUAUCUCGUGGUGCCCUGAACCCUGCCGAUAUUUCAGUGUUAUUCAGAGCUUACACACAGUCUGAACCACCACCAGUACAUUUGCUAAGAAUUCCUCAAUUUUUGGAACUACUAGUCGAUUCAUUGUUUAAAUCAGGGAGUAAAAUAAAUCCAGAACAUAAAUCAAAGUACAUGUAUUUAUUGGCUUAUGCUGCAAGUGUAUGCGAAGGACUGACACCAGGCAGGCCUGUGAAGGAUGAAUUAAAAGCUACAGUACAAGCUAUAGAAAAGGUGCAUGCUGUUUGCAGCAGCUCUGCCAGCUCUAGUGAAUUGAUUGCCGAAUUACCGACAUUGUAUCAUUGUAUAAGAUUUCCUGUCGUUGGAAUGGGCGUUUUAGUUUGGGUUGAAUGUGUUGUCACUGAGCCCUCAUACUUCAAAUUGUGUACAGAACACUGUCCUGUCCAUUUGGCUUUAUUGGACGAAGUUGCUUCUUGUCACCAAUUACUGCACCACAGGCUCCUACGAUUGCUUGUACAACUUUUCGAAUCUCCACAAGAUGAAUUGGAAAUCUUAGUACAGUUGGAACUAAGGAAAAUGUUAUUGGAUAGAAUGGUAAACCUACUAAGCAGGGGCUGCGUCGUGCCAGUUCUACGUUACAUAAAACAAUGUUGGCAGCGUGGUGAUACUGAUAUUUCCUUGAUUAGAUACUUUAUUACAGAGGUUCUAGAUGCGAUAGCACCACCUUACACACCAGAAUUUGUGCAAUUAGUAUUGCCAAUGGUUGAGAAUGAAGAAAUUACUGGCACAAUGAGGGCUGAAGGAGAAAACGAUCCUGUAUCUGAAUUCAUAGUUCACUGCAAGGCACACUAUGUUGUAGUGUAA
Molecule: messenger RNA, 1728 nt
Organism: Spodoptera littoralis (African cotton leafworm)
Lineage: Eukaryota; Metazoa; Arthropoda; Insecta; Lepidoptera; Noctuidae
Source: the annotation of a GenBank genome assembly